UCGGCUGGUGGGCGUGGCUCUGCCGGUCGCCGGGGCAGGAAGGGAGGCGGCCGUAGUGCCAUUCUUAAAGGGGACCCGUGCGAAGGCGAGAGGCUGCUGACGGCCGGAAGGAAAAUGAGUGAGUCUUUGGUGGUCUGUGAUGUUGCUGAAGAUUUAGUGGAAAAGCUGAGAAAGUUUCGUUUUCGCAGAGAAACGAACAAUGCUGCCAUUAUAAUGAAGAUUGAUAAGGAUAAAAGCCUGGUGGUACUGGAUGAAGAGCUUGAGGGCAUUUCACCAGAUGAACUUAAAGAUGAACUACCUGAACGACAACCUCGCUUCAUUGUGUAUAGUUAUAAAUAUCAACAUGAUGAUGGAAGAGUUUCAUAUCCUCUGUGCUUUAUUUUCUCUAGUCCUGUAGGAUGUAAGCCUGAACAACAGAUGAUGUAUGCUGGGAGUAAGAAUAAGCUAGUCCAAACAGCUGAGCUAACCAAGGUAUUUGAAAUAAGAAAUACUGAAGACCUAACCGAAGAAUGGUUACGUGAGAAACUUGGAUUUUUCACUAAUGUGAACUUCUGUGUUUCUAAAGUAUUUAUGUAUUAACCUGACCAUACUGGAACCAGACAUAAAUACUUAUUUAUGCCUAAAAAUGCACUGUUACUUACAGUUUGUUUCCUGCAGUAAAGAAAAAAUUCUUCUUUUGUUCAAAGUUUGAACAAAGAGGAAAUCAUCUUCAUAGUAAUGAAACUUUGUAAAGUGUUUCCUUAUAUUUGUAAUUGUUAGGUGGACUACUUCUCUCCAGGGACUUUUUGCACUCUUGUGACUAAUUUCUAUAACUUCUGGUUCAGAAUUUGUUACUAUUUGCAGACACCAUUGGAAAGUGGGUAUAGAUUGUGUUGGAUAACAGUUGCCUCCUUUUGACAAAUACUGGAUAUUAAUUUAUAUAAAAUUAGCAUAUUAUCAUUUGUCAAAUACUUUAAAUUAAUUUGGGGUAAAAUACUUCCAUGUGUGUCCCAGUUUUGAGCCAUGAAUGAAAACUGAGUAAUCUGCAUUACAAGUACCUUUUUAUCAAUUAUACACCUCUUUUGACUUCCUGUAUCUUUUUAAUCAAGUCCAGAAAUUUUUUUCUUAGAUUACUCAUUGUUAAGGCAUGGGAAUUAUAUUUCAUAAUAAAGUUUUAACUCUUACGUUUUCUUCUUAUGGAGAAUAGUAUUAGUCUUAGACACGAAGGGUUGUAAGAAUUAAGGAUUUUAUUCGUAGAUCUGUCAUUCUAGCUAAUUUUGAAUAUAGGUUAUUAAUACUUUAUUUAGAAAACACUUAAUGUCAUGUGAACAGUAGUUAUUUUAAAUAUGUUAAUACCGUGCCUUUGAUUUGUUAGCUUUAAUGUUAAUUUAAGACUUUUACACUGCCAGUAUUCCAGAUUUGGUGAAAUUAAUACUUUUAUAAAGGGUCCAAAUAAAACAAUUUUCUAAUAUGUGUAUCUGAAAUUUGUAAUAAAAUCAGCUUUCUAUUUUAAAAAUUCCAAAUAUCUUGCACUGAUGAAUUUCUGGAAGUUGAGAGAUACAAUUUUGAAUAUAUUUGUGAUGAAACCUUGGCCAUAGUUAAUAAAAAUACAUCAGUAGAAAUUGCAUUUGAUAUCUUAAACAUAAAGAUAUUCUUAACUGGACACUUGUUAAAGUGUUAGCAUUUUUCGCAUAAAUCAAGGACUGGUAUAUACAUCCUGUGUUUAAAGUACAUACAUAUGUUCAUUUGUCAAAAUGUCUAAGACUCUAAAGAAAACUAAAUUUUGGAGAGUGGCUUUUGUUUUAUUUUGGCUUUUGUUUAUGGACCACACCUGGCAAUGCUCUGAACUCAGGAAUCACUCCUGGCAGUGCUUGGGGGACCAUAUGAGGUGCUAGGGAUUGAACCUGAGUUGGUUAUUUGCAAGGCAAAUGCCUUACCUGCUGUACGAUCUCUUCAGCCAAAAGGAGAGUGUUUUCUUACAUUGCCUCUCAAUAAUUUCAACACAAGCAUAGGAUUUUUCUUAAUGUUGACAUAUUUUAAGUCGUGUUCUUUGCAUUUUUGAAGGUUUCUUAUGCCAACUUUAGUAAGGGGGUAAAGAUAGUUGGAAUUUUUAUUAAAUUGAAUAGAGCCAUUACUGUUCCCCAGCACUGUUUGGCUACACAAAUUCAAAAUAGGAAGUAAUAGGAAGUUAGUUGGAGAUGAGGAAGUGCUUGUGUGGGUGUUUGUUUUGGUUAGGGGAUGGGAAGGAUUCUUUAUUCCAGUUUCCAGAGAGUGAGAGAGAACUUCACCCAGGAAGUUUAAGCAUUCUUUAUACAACUAUUUUGAUAAGGAUAAUAAUGCUUACAAUUCUGCCAAAAAACAGAUGUAACCCAAGUAACUGGAGAGUGUUUCUAAUGUUUUUGAACGAAGAAAUUGGGAUUUUGUUUCACCUGGUUUGCAGCAAUAAGAGAAAAUAGCCAGUGCUACAAGAAUGUAUUUUUUAAUGAGGUUCCUUGUUUUGUCUUGCAUGUAUAAGUAUUUUCUUUUAAAUGUGUAAGUCUUCCAUCUUGACAUACACCAAACUCUUAGCCCCCCUGUUCUUUAACAGAGGGAAGAAGAGCUGUGAAAAGCCAAGCUGUUUUGAGCUUGUCUGACUCUUCUACUGGUUUUGCAAGACAAUAGAUUGAGGCUAAGGGAUUUGUCAAACAUUUUUCACUCCCUCUAUUUUAGGGGAAGUUUUACAGAUCCCUACUCUAGAGUGUUCUCAGGAUUUUAUAGAAAUUUUCCAACCAACUUUUGCAUUGUUAUUUUCAAAUAUAUUUCCUCUUCAGUCUUUUCUUGCCUUCUCAAAUAGUAACUCCGGAUUUUACAAUUCCAAAUUUUACAUUCCGUAUCUUUCUGGUACAGCCAUUCCCGUUUCAUCUUAAAUUAAUCUUUCCUUUUUGGCUGCAGCUAUUGUCCUGGGAACCUCUUUUAUACUUUUAGGUCACCAUUAGUUUUGUAGUUGUUGGCCUUGCAUAAGUUUGGCCUAGCAUCUAAUAUGGUCAAAAUAGAACCAACAGAUAAUCACAGUAUGUUUUUAGUAUGUUUGUUUUGUGGCAGUAUAAAUGACAUGAAGAAAACUGUUCUCAGGUUACUACGCUGAAAUUCCAAAAUGUCAGAGUUUUGAAUAAUACUUUGUUUUAAUAUUGAAACAGGUAUGUUAGGAAGAAAGCUGGUUGACUGUUAUUGUUUGACAUUCAAAAUAAAUGUUCAAACUGUCUAUUUCUAAAAAAGUUUACUAAAUGCCCAGUGGAGUUAAAUAUAUACUUGUUUAAGCUGAUGUAGUUAAAAAAAAAUUUUUUUUGCCAUUACUCAAUAAUGUUUGUUGCAAAAUGUCUCUCAUCACUUUUCUCUCCCUUUUUGUCUCCUAUUUUUAGGAGUCAAAUGUAGCCAUAAACUGUAUCUUUGUCUGCUACUUUAACUAAAAAAAAAAAUUCAAUUGGAGGAGUUCAUUGCCAAAUUAAAUUUGGCUGCCUUUAUUCCCCAUCCUUAUAGGCAGUGAAGAAGGUGUACUUAAAAUAACAUUUGGACUGCUUUUAAAGCCCAAGCAAUGUCAUUAAUCUUAAUAUGAACUGGUGAUGAUAAAUAGAUAUUUUCAUGAGUUUAAUUGCUGGAUACUUGGUGGAAGUAGAGUAACUCAUUCUGUCAAUUCAAAUAUUCUUGGUACAAUUGCUUUCCUUGUUUUAUAAACUGAUAGUACUGGAAUCUACAGAAUAUGAGCCUUUGCAACAUAUGUGAAGAAGUGUCUCAAACAUUUCUGGACAAGUCUGACUUUGUAUUUCUGGAAGAAUGUAAAUCUAGGCUACUUAACAUCAGUGGUCCCAAGUGGAAUAUUCUUGAGAAAUUUGUUUCCUAUUAUGUCAUUUGACAUUUCAAUACAGUGAUUGAUUAUGUUUCUGUAAUAUUUAAAACAACCACAAGGUUGUCAUAGAAACUGUUUUCCUUUUUUUUUAAUGUAGUUUGUACACAUAUAAUUACUUGAAUAUCAUUUGAGAUCACCAACAGACUAGGGAAGUUCCCACUGGUUUAGAUGGUCCAAUGUUAACUCAUUCAGGAGGCUUGAAACAUUAAUGGUUUAGUCUUGUGAAUAUUAACAAUUCCCUGUCAUCGUUUAACAAAGUCAGCAGCUGGCACAACUUCUUAAGCUGUGGUUUCAGUCUCUGCUAGUUCAUAUUGCAUGUUUAUUUUGGACAGUCUUCUGUUAAGCAUGGUGCUUGUACUGGUUUAAAUAAAAUGUUAACAUGAAAG
This is a messenger RNA of Sorex fumeus (smoky shrew), 4248 nucleotides long. RefSeq names its product glia maturation factor beta (gene GMFB). Gene Ontology annotation, cellular component: actin cortical patch. The record is from RefSeq and is a predicted model, not a curated record. Gene Ontology annotation, biological process: actin filament debranching; negative regulation of Arp2/3 complex-mediated actin nucleation. Lineage: Eukaryota; Metazoa; Chordata; Mammalia; Eulipotyphla; Soricidae. Gene Ontology annotation, molecular function: Arp2/3 complex binding; actin binding.